This is a messenger RNA of Sorghum bicolor (sorghum), 1559 nucleotides long. Its product is annotated as GDSL esterase/lipase At3g14820. The record is from RefSeq and is a predicted model, not a curated record. The transcript is spliced from 5 exons. NCBI's taxonomy places the organism in Eukaryota, Viridiplantae, Streptophyta, Magnoliopsida, Poales, Poaceae. Gene Ontology annotation, molecular function: hydrolase activity, acting on ester bonds. Bases 16 to 1269 code for a protein of 417 amino acids.
ACAUGCGCGCUAUAAAUGGAACUCGUGGGGCGCCAGGCGAGAGAGUGUCCCGGCCAACCAGCCAGCAGCUGGAGAAGCGACGACGACGACGACGACGACGACGACGACGACAAAAUGGCGUCCUCGUCUCAGUCUCAGUCUCAGUCUCAGUCUCUGACGCCCUAUCUCAGGGGGAAUGCCCACCAUGCGCCGUGGCGAAGCCGAUUCGUCCGCCGGGCACUGCUCGUGGCCGCGGCGGCGGCGGCUCUGGCGGCAGCGGCUGGUGGCUCUGGUACCGCGGACGACCAGAUCCCGGCCAUCUUCAUGUUCGGCGACUCCAUCGUCGACCCCGGCAACAACAACAACCGGUUGACGGAGGCGAGGGCCAACUUCCCGCCGUACGGGCAGGACUUCCCCGGCGGCGUCGCCACCGGCAGGUUCUCCAAUGGCUUGGUCCCUGGGGACCUCUUAGCUUCCAAGUUGGGUAUCAAGGAGCUGCUGCCUCCUUUCCUUAGUUCUGAUCUUGAACUAAAGGACCUACUCACUGGUGUGGCGUUUGCCUGUGGUGGCAGUGGCUAUGAUCCUCUCACAUCCAAGCUUGCGACAACCUUGUCGAGUGACGAUCAACUUGAACUGUUCCAUGAGUACAAGCAGAAGCUAACGGCUUUGGUUGGAGAGAAGGAAAUGACACGAGUUAUCUCAGAAGGCGUCUUCUUUACAGUAAUGGGGUCAAAUGACAUUGUAAAUAACUAUUUCACUCUACCUAUAAGACGCCACGAAUAUGAUCUUCCUUCGUACGUGGACUUUCUUGUCUCUUCGGCGAUUAACUUCACAAAGACUUUGAAUGAUAUGGGAGCUAAGAAGAUUGGAUUUCUUGGUGUCCCACCAUUGGGAUGUUGUCCUUCACAAAUAACACUUGGAGGAAGCCCAUCACGCCAAUGUGAACCACAAAGGAAUCAAGCAUCAGAGUUAUAUAAUUCUAGAGUUUCAAAGGAAAUAGAGCGAUUGAAUGCAGAACGAAGUGCUUCCGGAUCAAAGAUUGUUUAUUUUGACAUAUACUACAACUUGCUUGAUCUUAUUCAGAAUCCAUCUUCAUAUGGUUUCAAGGAUGCAAGCGAAGGUUGCUGUGGAAGCACAGUGUUAAAUGCUGCCAUAUUCAUUGCAUAUCACAGUGCAUGUCCAAAUGCAAUUGAUUAUAUUUUUUGGGAUGGCUUCCAUCCUACCGAGAAGGCCUACAAUAUUGUAGUGGAUAAGCUCAUUCAGCAAGCUUCAAAGUACCUGAUGAUGUGAAGAAAUUGAUAUUGCACGCUCUACAAUAGUCUUAAUGCCCCCAUAGAACAACCUGACCUGUGACCAUGGUUCCACAUUGCAAUGCCAUUUGCCAAAUGUACGAAACAUAUAUAUUGUGUGCCGAUCUUAUACAGACUAAUUAAUUUGUAUUUUUAGCUCAAAAUCCUUAUGACCAUGUUGUACACAGCAAUCACCACAGAUCUGUAACUAGUUGUAACAAUAAUCAAAAUGCCUUUAUAUUUAGAGAACCAUCCUUGGGGGAGAACCUAAUAUAAAAAGUUGCACCAUUA